AUUUGCUUUACACUUCGAAUCCCAAAACCACUUUGGCUAUGCUUUAGAUGAAAAAAUUUUAAAAUUUCAAUUGAAAGUUGCUUUUCCUACCCUUGAAGCCCUGAUGGAUAACGCCAAUGAGCGGAUGCAGCGGGAGCUGGACAGUCUUUUGAUGGAAAGUCGCCAGGCCCUCAACGUGUAUUAUCUAUCCCAGCUGACCAACAACUCGGAGCGUAUGAUGGGCAGAGUGAAUUCCAGCUUGGAUGCCCUGAACACCGCCCUUGACAACCUGGAGGCUCGAACGGACCGGGUUAUGGUCGAGUUUCAGAGGAUGAUCAGACCACAAAUGCCGGCACAAGGUCCGCAGGAUGGAUGCGGAGAUUCGAAUACCAGGUCGUAGGCUGGCAACCGGUUUGCAAUAAAUUUAAAUAAUAAAUUAAGCCGAUUAUGAU
Molecule: messenger RNA, 431 nt
Organism: Drosophila mauritiana
Lineage: Eukaryota; Metazoa; Arthropoda; Insecta; Diptera; Drosophilidae
Exons: 1
Coding region: 104-379 (91 amino acids)
Source: RefSeq, a predicted model, not a curated record